Thrips palmi is the source of this 7044-nucleotide messenger RNA. Its product is annotated as zinc finger MIZ domain-containing protein 2-like. The record is from RefSeq and is a predicted model, not a curated record. Bases 122 to 3496 code for a protein of 1124 amino acids. Gene Ontology annotation, biological process: regulation of transcription by RNA polymerase II; protein sumoylation. NCBI's taxonomy places the organism in Eukaryota, Metazoa, Arthropoda, Insecta, Thysanoptera, Thripidae. The transcript is spliced from 13 exons. Gene Ontology annotation, molecular function: SUMO ligase activity; zinc ion binding.
ACAAGCCCAGCAAGGGCAGCCCCAGCAACAGGCCCAGCAAGGCCAGCAGCCAGGCCAGCAGCAGCAGGGCCAGCAGCAGCCCUCGCAGCCCGGCCAGCAGCAGGCGUACUCGUCGUCGGGGAUGGUGGCCACCAACACGGCCACCUCCACAGCCUCCGGCAUGCAGCACGACGGCAGCGGCCAGUUCAACCAGAUGGGCCAUGGCAUGCAGCAGGGCGGCCCGGGCCAGUACUACGGCGGCCGCAACCACAUGGGCAUGGGCAUGAACGGCAUGAGCCCCAUGAACUCCAUGAGCCAGAUGGGCAUGAUGGGCCAGCACGCUCAGCAUGCCCAGCACGGCAAUAUGAUGGGCGGCAUGGGCGGUAUGGGCAACAUGUCUCCCGGCAUGGGCCCCAACAUGAACAACAUGGGCCACAUGGGCAUGGGCCCCAACGGCAACAUGAACCACAUGAACAUGAACAUGAACAACAUGGGCAUGGCGCCGAACAUGGGCAACAUGGGCCAGAUGAACAGCAUGGGGCCCGGCAGCAUGAACAAGAUGGGCAUGCAGAACCAGAUGUACCCCCGGAGGCUGGCGCCGUACCCGAGUCCAGCGCUCCACAUGUCGCAGAAAAGACCCGCCGCCUACCCCACCGGCCAGCAGUACCCUGGCUACACCAACAGGCCCAACUUCCAAGGACAGUACCCCCAGCAGGCCAUGGGCCCUGGCGGCAACAUGGCCGGUAGCAUGGGUCCCGGUGCCAACAUGGGUGCGAACAUGGGCCCCGCAGGGGGCAUGGGCCCCACUGGAGGCAUGGGCCCCGCUGGAGGCAUGGGCCCCACUAGUGGAAUGGGUCCUUCAGGAGGCAUGGGUCCCUCUGGGGGCAUGGGCCCAGCCGGGGCAAUGGGACCUUCUGGUGGCAUGGGUCCUAAUGCAGGCAUGGGGCCCAACACUGGCAUGGGUCCCUCCGGAGCGAUGGGUCCAACCGGAGGCAUGGGCCCCACCGGAGGUAUGGGCCCUGCCGGGGGCAUGGGACCCAACGGGUCCUUCCCUACCGCGGGCGGGCGCGGUGCCAUGAGGCAGUCCACGCCGCCCUACACUGCCGCUAGUCAAGGAGGCCACCAGUACUUUAGCAGUGGCAGCAGCAACCUCCCGGGCAACAUGCCCAGCAACAUGGCGGGCAGCAUGCCGGGCAACAUGUCGAACAGCAUGGCCGGCAACAUGCCCAGUGGCAUGGCCGGCAACAUGUCGGGCAACAUGUCGGGGGCUAUGGCCGGCGGCAUGACCAACAGCAUGUCCAGCAGCAUGCCGGGCAACAUGAGCAGCUCCAUGGGAAGCAACAUGUCCAGCAGCAUGCCGGGUAACAUGCCCAGCAACAUGGGGAACAGCAUACCUGGCAGCAUGCCUGGCAGCAUGGCGGGCAGCAUGCCCGGUGCCAUGUCUGGCAACAUGCAAGGACCCAUGGCCACCUCCAUGCCCAGCCACCACAACGGCAGCAACUGUCAGCCCUUCUCCAACCACCACCAAGGACCCGGCGGGCCGGGCGGCUACGGUGGCUCAGGCGGUGGCAGCGCUUCAAGUGGUGCGGGUGCAGGAGGAGUGGGGCCUGGACCCUACGCCGGCGGGGUGGGCCCUGGAGGCCCUGUAGGCCCUGUAGGCUCGGGAGCAAUGAGUUACCAAGGGAAUGCUGCGGCCAACAGCCCCAGCGUCGGCGUCGGCUCCGCAGCGGGGUCCGUUCAGGGCCCCGGCACGACUACGGGGGGCCCCGGACCCGGACCGUACACCUCCGGGUCAGGGACUAUGAGUUACCAGCAUAGUCCGAUCCCCGGCAACCCCACACCACCUCUGACGCCUCAGCACCCGGGCUCCAUGCCCUACGCUAGUCCGGGCGGUGGGGACGUCAAGCCAGCGCUACCUAUCCAAAAAGACGACGAAUUGAGGCUGACAUUCCCUGUACGGGAUGGCAUAAUUCUUCCUCCUUUCCGACUGGAGCAUAAUCUUGCUGUGAGCAAUCAUGUUUUCCAAUUAAAACCCACCGUUCAUCAAACCCUCAUGUGGAGGUCAGAUUUAGAAUUACAAUUAAAGUGCUUCCACCAUGAAGAUCGGCAAAUGAAUACCAACUGGCCAGCCAGUGUGCAGGUGUCAGUUAAUGCUACACCUCUCUCAAUUGACAGAGGUGAAAAUAAAACCAGUCACAAACCCCUGUACCUAAAAGAAGUCUGCCAGCCUGGAAGAAACACAAUACAAAUUACAGUUUCUGCAUGCUGUUGUUCCCAUCUCUUUGUCUUGCAAUUAGUUCACAGGCCUAGUGUACGAAGUGUACUCCAAGGUCUACUUAGGAAACGAUUACUUACAGCAGAUCACUGCAUCAAUAAAAUUAAAAGAAAUUUCACCAGCGGUGGUGGUGCAACGGGAACAGGAUCUGGUACUAUAUGCUCUGAUAGAGACGGUGUUGAACAAACAGCUCUGAAGGUAUCAUUAAAGUGUCCUAUCACAUUCAAACGUAUCACUCUACCUGCUCGUGGCCAUGACUGCAAGCACAUUCAAUGUUUUGAUCUCGAAUCCUAUUUACAAAUGAAUUGUGAACGUGGUUCAUGGAGAUGUCCUGUGUGCAAUAAACCAGCACAACUGGAAGGGCUAGAAGUUGAUCAAUACAUGUGGGGUAUUCUAAAUACUCUCAAUUCCUCUGAGGUGGAUGAGGUCACCAUAGAUUCAGCUGCUAACUGGAAACCUACCAAGAACUUACAACCUGGCAUAAAGGCUGAGGAUGGGGAGAAUGACACAUGUGGUGCUAAACGACUCAGCAAGGCUGUAUCACCAAGCAGUAUGACAUUGCCCACCAUGAAUAAUUGGGAUACCACUCAAGCCAUGUCACCUUAUAUUCCACCUGACAUGAAUAGUAUAGCAAGUGGAUCAAUGAUGAGCAAUAACACAUCUUUCAAUAAUAGCAAUAUGCAAAGAGGAGGAGGCGGCCCUGCAUCCAAUAGUGGUCCUGGCAGCAAUUCAUAUGACUUCCCUGGUAGUGGGUCAAACAACCAAGGUAGUAAUGAUUACAAUAGCCCAGGUGGCCCACUAUCACACCUAAGUGAAUCUGUGAACUCUCUAGACCCCUUAAAUGCAAUGGAAAAGAGUUUAAGUGAACAGAUGCCACACACUCCUCACACCCCACAUACUCCUCAUACACCUCACACUCCCAAUGGUCCACCCAGUGUACCACCACCUGGAUCAGUCGAUAACACCUCUAGCACAGCAAAUAAUAGCGCCAAUAAUUCUGCAACAACCCUCACAGAUGCUGAUAUUCCAUCAGAUCUUAACUUUGACCCAGCAGCAGUCAUAGAUGGUGAAGGAACAGGCCAGGAAGCAUUGAAUCUCCUCCCUGAUAGUAUGGUGGAUCCUAUGGAGCUUUUGUCAUACUUGGACCCACCUGACCUGGCAACACCACCAUCUUCUGGGGCCAGUAGUAACGGCAACAAUGUCAACACCACCUCUGAUGAUAUUCUGGCGCUAUUCGAGUAGUUGCCAGACUCCUAGCCUAGACAGCAUUCUGUGAUCAUAGACCUAUGGACCCUUUCUCAAAACAUCAAUGCACUUACAUUCUUGCCCAAAGUUCAAGGACUUUUAACUUUGAGCAAACUUGAUUUGUUUAUUGAGUGUUCUGUGCAAAGACAACAAAGAGAAUAUUUAUUUAUUAAAUAGUAAUUUUUAAAGAAAAGAGCAACUUUUAUGAAAUCAAAAUCAAUCUAAGAUGAAAAUAGGUGAAUGUAUUAUUAAAUAAUAAUAAUAUUAUUAUUAUCACUAUUAUAUGAAAGAGUUCCUUUUGCAAAGUAUUGCUAGUGUGAGAACAAAGUGAUAGCAGAACAUAACUGUUCAUGCAUUUUUGUUUUAAUAUAAAGUUACUAAUUUUUGAAAGGAAAUGUUGACAGUUGUCAUACAUGAUAUAGUGAUGUGUUCCUUCUUACAAAGACUAUGUGACAUACUGAUUGACAACAUGCCAUACUGUCAGUAUGUGUGUGUCUGUGUCACUGCCAGUGUGAAAGAAGAUGUGUAUAUUGGCCCCCAUCAAAUGUGCCAACUGCUCUGUAUCAUGUGGACACUGUGCGGACCAGUCUCGACAAGGGUGCAGAGGAGUCAAUGUGCAGAUUCAACUUGUCAAUUCAGAAGAUUUAUGCAUCCUAUGGUCCUGCCCCCUCCUCUGUUCCUAGGGACCAACAGGGCCGCUUAAUCAAUUGCAUCUCAUGAAUACAGCUGUAAGUCUGCCACUAUUUGCUGGCACUAUUCAAAAAAGCAAUUUAUAAACAAUAAGGUAUUGCAGCUAACUUUGAAUCAUUUUGGCAUUGCAAACUAUUGUGAGGUGGUCCACAUAAUCACAUUUAAUACUUAAAGCAAGUGUGUGGCAUAGAUUUUUGUAGUGCGUUUUACAUUGCAUUUAAAAUAAUAAUGAGUAGCAUUUGUGGCUGGUUUUCGAGUGUUCCUCUUCACUGAAAAAAUUUAGAGCAUUUGUGUUUCGGACCUUGAAUCCUAAAGCCUUGCAUUGCAGACAAGCUAAAUUUUUGAAAAGAGCAGUUGAGAGUGUGGUGUUUAUGAAGUUCUUUUGCUCGCAAGUGAAUCUAAAUUAUGAAUCCAAUAACAAAAUUAAAAAUUUUCUUAUGGCACAAGGAAAAAAUAGUCAAUGUCAUCAGGUUUAGCCAAGCGAUUGAGGAGGAUUUUUUUAUGUCUUUGGUCGUCUCAUUGGUGGUCAAUUAAAAAGUGACACUUAGCUGUAAAAUUUAUGCCCACCUAACGGCAGUAAUUUUAUUGUGAUAUUAAUUUUAUCAGCUUUAGCACUUUUGACUGGCUUAAAUUUCAAAAUAUAAAACUGAGUUUAAGGAAUGAUUGAGAUUGUUUUUUCUUGUCAUUUCCUAGGUUUUGAAGUUGCCCGAAAAUUGAUUCAUCUUGAGACUUUAUUAUGAAACUUUAUACAUCUGGCAGUGACAUACUCAGGUUGUCAUCAAAAGACUGAGAGGGGCCUCAAGUGGGGGGAAAGCCUAGCAAUACCACUUUGUGUUAUUGUUGUACAGGAGAAUCAAAUAAGGCAUUAUCUGUACCCCUACUGCAUAGUUUUGUCAAUUUGUUUAGAUACCUGUAAUCUAGUUAAAGUGGAUUAAUUCCUCUCCUCCAUCUUCAUGUUAUUGAUUUUCAUAUGAUUUCACCUCAAGAGAGCUACACAUCAUAAUAUGUAAUAUUCAUAUUGCAUAGUUGCACAUAUUACAUUCUGAAGGAACAGCUACCCAUGAGGGCUACUAUCCUUCUCACACUCGAAAAGAAUAACAAGGAUGAGAUCUUUCAAAAAGAAAUCUGCAUUGUGGUUUGCAAGACAUAUGAUUGCCAAAUUCUAAAGAAAUAAUCUGUGAUACUUUUGGUUUUGUGAAAUUUUAGUAAAGUAAGUGUGCUGUUUGCAAAUAUAUUUGUUGCCAUUGUUAAUAAUAAUGUAUGAGCAAAAGAACUUCACAGCAAUGUGUCUUCUGUGUAUGCAUAUUCUAUUUAAUUUGUGGUUUGUCCCAAUGUGGUGUGACUAUACAUUGAAGGACAGAUUGUUUUUAUGUACCUGACGGGCAGAUGUAGGGAUCAAAUUCAGUUCAAGAUAGUCUCUUGAGUAAGUAUAUCUGCUCAUUGUUGUGGCAGGGGGAGACACAAUUUUUAUACAUUUUCAUUUGCCCUCCACCUUUUCUUUCUUCAUUUUUUUUCUAUUUUGGUAUCAAAUUGUUUAAAAGCUUUAAGUUACAAUUGGCUAUGUUUCUGCCCUUAGAAUGCCUUCAUUUUUCAAACUAUUCAUUAAGAUUAUGCUAGUAGUAGGGAUUUCAUGUCAUAUGCUCUGAGGGCUGUAUUUUAGAUGAGAAAUAAAAGCUUUGUAUUAUAAUUUUGCAGAUAAAUAUUAAUGCAAUUGUAUUUAAAAAAAAAAAAAAAAAAACUCGCUUCAGAGGGUUUAGUCAUGAAAGAGGGAACCCCUUUCUUUUCAAAGAAUCGGACUUUCUGAGGCAUUUCUAUAGAAUAUGUUUUGUGUUCCUAAGCAUUCCGUUUGCACCACAUUGUGACAGACCAUAAAAUUUGGAGUUUUUAGAAGAAUCACAAAUCAUUUCAUAAUUGUUGUCCCUCUAUCCAAAUCUUGAAAGAAAGGGAUGCAUGCCCUUUAAUGUAAUUUGAAAUCCUUUUAAGCCAAUUUUCUUGUUGAUUGGAAAGUUGCAAUUCAAGCAUAAAUAAUCAACCAACUGAAGAAGUGAUUUGUGAUGAAAUUUAGAGUCUGCAUAUUGUGUGAGUGAGUGAGUGAAUGAGUGAUAUUUAAAGUGGUUUGAUUUUAAACUACUGUGAACAGCCCUUGCAUUUUCUUAUGAUUGGCUGUGCAUGUAUAAGCAUGCAUGGUCUACACUUCCAUACCAGCCUGUAGUGAUUAUUGAGGUUCAUAUAUGUUUUAAUUUAAUGAGAAUUUAUGGUUUUUGCCAUUUUCUAUGAACAAUUGAUUUCAGUACAAAAGAACCAAAAUUGUAUUCAUAUGACUCAGAGGGCUGAGUUAUGGUACCAACCCUUUCAAACUUGUAUGUUCUUCAAUUUCUUCCAUUUAAAUAGAAUUUGUUCGCCACAAGUGUUAAGUCGCUUGAGUUCUAGGGGCUUGAAGAGAAUCUAAGGACAGUAUAUAUGUGUUUGGAAAAAUUAAGAUCUCAACAUUCUUUAAUUUAUUUUUAAAGUUUUCUUUCAUUUGAAUCUAACAAUUUUAUUUGCACCAUCGAAGCUUUAAGCGAGCAAUUCUGUUCCCUGGAUUGGCCUUGAAGUACUUUAUUUCCUCAAUUACCAAGGAAAGAAUAGCAUCCUGUAUGUAGUUUGGUACCAAUUAAAACUCUCCAGCCUCAUUUUGCUUAAGUCAAAGCGGUCGGAGACACUAGCCAAAACAAACUUUUGUGUACAUAUUGUAUGUAUUGUCAAAUUGUGAAAAUGUAAAUGCAGCCAAGAGAUGUUUUUGUUAAUAAUAAUGAAGAAAUAUUCUGUAUGAUUUGUAACUGACUGAAAAGGAAAUAGACUCCAAAAUGUCCAGA